AUGCCCGAAGACGAAGCAUACAUCGCGUUCAGGAAGAUUCGCUCCAUCCGCAGCAUCAGCAGCCACGGACCAAUUGAUGCGCUGCGUUCUUUUGCCCCCGACUUAGGACUCCCAGCCCUGCCAUGGACUGCCGUCGCCGAGGAUGAAGUAGUUUCGGCACUUGUAUCUCAGUACUUCGCCACGGAUUAUCUGUAUGUGUAUCCUCCAAUACCUCGAUCUAAGUUUCUCCUUGAAAUGAAGGCGGGAGACCCCGGUACAGCGACUUGUUGCUCCCCGUUACUGGUUAACGCAAUAUGCGCCCAUCAAUGUACUCUUUCACCAAAGGCCCAUCUCGGUGCCGUGCCUCGCGGGGAUAUGGCUGAGAGGUUCCUUGUCGAGUCCAACCGACUACUCCAGAACGAGUCCAGCAAAGGGUCCUUGGCGUCCUGCCAAGGUGUCUGCUUGAUACAUGCCGCUAUGGCUACGCGAGAUCAGCUCAAAGUCGUGUUGGACGUCGAAGUGGACUCAUUCAAAUCUGAAUCAGAAGCCGUUACGAAAACCGCUGGCGCGGGUCAAGGGCUCGAUGAAUGUCGGAUGUGCGCCGAGUCUUGA
Pochonia chlamydosporia 170 is the source of this 591-nucleotide messenger RNA. Its product is annotated as C6 transcription factor. NCBI's taxonomy places the organism in Eukaryota, Fungi, Ascomycota, Sordariomycetes, Hypocreales, Clavicipitaceae. The transcript has 2 exons. The record is from RefSeq and is a predicted model, not a curated record. Bases 1 to 591 code for a protein of 196 amino acids.